UCGGUGCGUUUCGCGCGCUUUGCGUCGGUGCCGAAACAUUUAUAAGUUCGCAUCUUCCAUUUAUCUCCGGUGAACUUUUCUGUUAUUCGUGGCGAAAAAUCAAAGGAGACAGGCGCGCGAAACGCGUUAAUUAAAGAGCGACGAGUCCGAGUUGCCGAGCACGAAGUCGUUCUUUUUCGAUAUUGCUUGAAGAAGCGCAGGCUGAGAAGAAUAGAGUCGCCGAGAAGAAUAGAAGAGAAGAUGGAGGGAACGGGGAUGAUUAGCGGAGUUCCUGUGCGCCAGGAAGGCAGGAAGCUGUGGCAGUAUCUUGCCUCCAUUUCCGCCUGCUUGAUGGCGCUCAGCGUCGGCACCGCCCUGGCCUGGACGUCUCCCGUUCUGCCCCAGCUGUACGAGGAGACCUCCUGGCUGGUUAUCACCAAGGAGGAGGGCUCCUGGGUGGGCUCGCUGCUGGCCCUGGGCGCAAUCCUGGGCGCCGUGCCGUCCGGGCCGAUGGCCGACAAGCUCGGCCGGAAGAGAACGCUCCUUCUGCUGGCGGCUCCGUUUCUCGUGGCCUGGGUGAUCAUCGUAUUCGCCUCCAAACUGUGGCUGAUCUACCUGGCCAGAUUUGUGAUCGGCGCCGCCGUCGGGGCGGCCUGCGUCGUCGUGCCGACUUACAUUUCCGAAAUUGCGGAGACUUCAACUCGGGGCUCCCUCGGCGCCAUGUUUCAGCUGUUCAUCACGGUCGGGAUCUUGCUGGCCUUCGUACUCGGUGCCGUGAUGAACUACACGGCGUUCGCGAUAGUCUGCGGCCUCAUAGUGGUCGGCUUCAUCUUUUGUUUUGUGUGGAUGCCGGAGUCGCCUGUUUGGCUGGUGAACCAAGGGCGGAAACCGGAAGCCGCAGUAGCGAUGUCAGUCCUCCGAGGAGACUCUUAUGAUCCGUCGGAGGAACUCGCGGAAGCGCAGCGAGAAGCUGAGCAGGCAGCGUUGAGAAAAUCGACAAUACUCGAUCUUAUACGAAGCCCGGUAUCCAGAAGAGCUUUGCUCGCCUCGUUGGGCGGCAUGUUCUUUCAACAAUUAUCCGGCAUAAACGCGGUGAUUUUCUAUACCGUCACCAUCUUCCAGGCAUCCGGGAGCUCGAUGUCGCCUGAAGUCGCCUCUAUAAUUGUGGCAAUUGUUCAGAUGAUUACGACAGGCGUAGCAGCGCUGAUCGUGGAUCGCGCCGGAAGGAAGCCGCUGCUAAUAUUUUCCUCGAGUGUUAUGCUAGUCAGUCUCGUGGCCCUCGGUUCGUAUUUUAAUAUUAAGACGAGCGGAAGUGAUGUCAGUAAUCUCGGCUGGCUACCGCUCACAUCCCUGACGUUAUUCAUGAUUUCCUUCUCCAUCGGGAUGGGCCCGAUACCGUGGAUGCUGAUGGCCGAACUGUUCCCCGCGGAGACGAAGGCGGUUGCCUCCGGUAUCGCCGUGAUGCUGAACUGGUUCCUGGUGUUCCUCGUGACGAAGACCUUCCCGGCGAUGAACGAGGGCUUGGGCGCGGACGUAACUUUCUGGAUCUUCGCCGCGAUCAUGGCGGCCGGCACCGCGUUUACGUACUUUUUCAUACCGGAAACCAAGGGGAAAACCUCUCAGGAGAUUCAGGAUGAGUUGCAGGGCAAUGCGCGAUCGAAGAGGACGAAUGCCUAAAUUGUAUCGAGUUUUAGCAUUGCUAAACUUGCUUCUAGCGCGACUGUUGUUUCGAAAACGAUAUUUACCUGAGUAAAAUAAUUAAUUAAAUCUUUGAUUAUUAUCGAGUUAAGUUGCAAGAAGACCUUGGUACAACAAAGUAUGAGGAGACACACGGAAUAAAACUUUUUCAACAGCAUCAAGAAAUGAGCUGCUAAGAAAGUGAAAGUCUUAUAAAUGAUUUAUUAUCUUACGCGUAAAUUAUCCCACAUUCGAACGUAUCAUUCUAAAGGACCCGGCGUUAAUCAAAUUAAUUUCGAUAAAAUUGGCUGAAACUGUGAUAUUCUGUAGAUUAUGAGAUGCUAAUCAAGAGUUUCCAUGGGUGAAACAAUAAAAAAUAAAUUUUGCUGCAUCAUUUGAAAGUUGCUAUUUUAAAUCUCAUCGGUCUGAAAAGUACUUUUUUCUCUACACAAUUUGUUCUUUAACUAUAUUUAUAUGUAUAUAUAAUUAUAUACUUAUGUUUUUUAUGGUUUAAUUUCCAUACAUGUUUCCAUUUCUUAUUGAGUAGGCUCAUAUCUCUGUCUAUGUGUGUGUGCGCGCGCAAAGAAUGAUAUAAAUGUAUAUGUAUCGGUAUGUGUGUCAUGAAUUUUUUAUUGUAAUUUGUAUGGUUUUUUUACUUACGAAAAAUAACCCGUCACGUCCAUCUACCAACCGUGCCGCGUACUGCUCGCGAGUAAACGAGUUUAUUACGUCGCGCGCGAGAACCGUAUCUUAUAUAUCGUAUUUUCUACGACUUUAGACAAAAAUAGCUUGCGACUAAAUAUAAUAGUUUCUGUUACGUACAGCGCAGACAGAGUAGCGAUCUGAGCAUUAAUAAAUAACUCCUAUUAUUUUAUAAAGUUAAUGUUAUAAGGAAAAUAGUGGAUUAUUUAAACCUAUUGCAAAAUAAAGUGGUGAUUAAGAACUUUGAAGUAAGUGCGUUGGACAUAUUAAUGGAAUAGCUAGAACUUCCGUCAGUGCUUCUAUCCAAAAAUACAAAAGAUAAAGUAUAUAAAUAAUAUUUCCUGUGUAUUUUUACCACGCAUGUACAGUCACAUACACACAUGUAUGCAUAUAGUUUUAGAUGUAAUAAUGUUAGAAAUACUAAUGGAAUUGUCAUCGACACAGAUACACACGUACACGGAUACAUAUACAUGCCAUACCACCCUCUCCUCCCCCGCGCUCAAACAAAGAGAAAGAGAGAGAUUUACUUAAUAACUAACACAUGUAUGAUUAUUAUAUAAAUGCCUAUACAGUUAAAGAAAAUAAGACUAUGUACUUUUAUAAAGGUACUUUUCAGACCGAUGAGACUCAAAAAUAGCAACUUUCAAAUGCUACAGCAAAAUCUAUCCAUUUUUGAUGGUUUUAUCUAAAAUUUUUUAUCAGUAUCUCAUAAUCUUCAAAAUAUCACAGUUUCAACCAAUUUAACCGAAGCCAAUUUGUCACUUUUCCUAUAUAAUUAGUGCGGAAUUUUUUAUGAUAUAUAAUUUUUGUUCACACAGGUUCAUCGGUGUGCACGACGCGCGAAAUUUUCAUCAGUUGCGUAUAUUUGUUAAUUAUUGUUUAAAUACAUGUGCAUUAUCAUAUAAAAAAACAAUAAAGAGCAAUACUUUAAUAUCAA
Molecule: messenger RNA, 3295 nt
Organism: Wasmannia auropunctata (little fire ant)
Lineage: Eukaryota; Metazoa; Arthropoda; Insecta; Hymenoptera; Formicidae
Product: facilitated trehalose transporter Tret1-like
Exons: 5
Coding region: 241-1656 (471 amino acids)
Biological process (GO): transmembrane transport; carbohydrate transport
Cellular component (GO): membrane
Molecular function (GO): sugar transmembrane transporter activity
Source: RefSeq, a predicted model, not a curated record